Messenger RNA from Neltuma alba, 2291 nucleotides. RefSeq names its product protein TRM32-like. Bases 42 to 2291 code for a protein of 749 amino acids. The transcript is spliced from 4 exons. The record is from RefSeq and is a predicted model, not a curated record. Lineage: Eukaryota; Viridiplantae; Streptophyta; Magnoliopsida; Fabales; Fabaceae.
GGAUUUUUAAAACUAGAGUUGCAGAAUAGCUGCAUUAAAAUAUGGGAAAGCAAUUACUUUCUUGCAAUUCCACUGUUCAAUUUCAGAACAGCCAUGGAUGCAUGUGGGGUAUAUUUCAUAUGCUUGAUUACCAUCGUUGGCAUAACGUUAAAAGGGUCUUUCCUCACAAAAGGCAUUACUUGGGAAGACAUGCAAGACAUUAUAAGAGAAGGAACGCUUUGUCCAAUGACGGUGAUAGUGAAGCCCAGCAAUUUGAGAGUAUGGAUGUUAAACCCCUACUGGUUAGGCAACGUAGCAAAAAAGUCAGUGCAACUGGCAAGAGUUCUGUCAGAAAGAGGAAAACAGGAUUGCAUAUUGAAAGUAGGUCCAAAGAAGAAAGUUCCAAAGAUGGGAUCUUAAGCUCACAUAGUAGGCCACAGGAUUUUGAGUCUUCUGAUGAAUCUGCAGUAGAAACUAGUAAACUUGGAAGGGAUGUUUUCAGUAAGUUUAAGGAGCAUGCUGAUGUUGUGGAGGUUUUCAGAGCAGAAAAAGAUUUUCUCCUGAAAUUCUUAAGAGAUCUGGACGUGGACGCUAAAAGCUUUCAAAGCAAGAAAGCAAGAUUGACAAAAUCAGGGUCAUUCCCCAUAGCAGCAUCUUCACAAAUGCGGAAUCUUAAAUCAAGAAGUACCAUCAAACACAAGCAAACAGAAAUUUGGGCCUUUCCAAAGGGAGAAAAGUUGCUUGCUGGGACUCGAGCACUAAAAAUGUUUGCAAAAGAUGGUGCUUAUAUGAAAGAAGUGCCAUUAGUGGGUGAUUAUGAUAUGGACAGUGCUAUGAAACAAACAGGAUUUGCUUUGUCAAGACCUUCAAAUGGAUUAAAUCACAAACAUAAAGGGUGGAAUCAACUGGUUCUUCAUCGUUUCAAAGUCAUAAAGCAGAGGAUAAAGCAUGCUCUUAUGGAAUUCACAAAAAAUGGUUAUCAUACUUCUCUCGAAGCUUUCCGCCGUAGAGUUUCGUAUGAAAAUAGGCUUGGGAAAGAGCUGUCGCAGAGUUUAGAGGAUGGCGUGAUUGAGAAUAUAAGUUCAGAUGAGAUUAAGGCCCCUGAUUAUGACUCCAACAGACGUGAAACUCCCCUCGUAAGAAGAACAUCUUCUCUAAAUGAAUCACUGGAUAAAUAUACUCAAUUAUUUGAGCGAAGUUUUGGCAAAGACGUCAAGUGGCAUAGCUCAAAGUCCAAGAGCUUAAAAGUCACAAAUGCAGAUAGCAAUCACACAAGUGGCUAUGCUCCAAAGUUGACCAAAAGGAACUUGUCUCUCCCUAAUAUUGAGUCCAUAGGCUUCAUUCUUCAUGAGGCCAUUUGCGAUGCAAAUGAUGCAGGGAGUAUUCCAGCAAACACUUCCUUGGAUAAUAACAAAAAAGAAGAAACUGAUAUUCCUGUUCAACGAAAAUUAGCAAGCCUUCUUGUGAGCAAAGACAAACCAUUCGGUGAUAUAAUCGAGACUGAAGUUAAGGAAGAGGAUGAAAGUAGUGGGAAGGAUGAGACUCCCAAUGCUUUACCCCAUUCAGCUGCGGAAAAUGGAAGUUCCUAUCAAGAAAAUGCAGAAAUAGAAGUGACUACGGAUUGUGGCAAUGAUAUGAUGGACAUUCUUGAAGCUAGCAGUGAAGACAAUGCAACCGACAAUACAAGAGGCACAGAGAGAGAUACAAGAGGCUCUAGCGUGAAUGAUAUGGAGGCAGAUUUACAGAAAAUAGAAAGCAGAUACCCUUUGGAAGCAAAAGGGAUGAACAGGAACAGUGACAGCUAUUUCCUGCACUUGGAAUCAGAUAUAAUAAAUGAUUCAAAUUUCAAAUAUGUGAAGCACAUUAUUGAGCUUUCAGGCUUCAUGGAGAAUGACCAUACUCAAAUGUGGCACACAGUGAACCAACCGCUAAAGCCCUCCUUGUGCAAAGAAACUCAAUGCUUUGGAGAAGAGAUUGGCAAACCAAUUGAUCAUCAGCUUUUUUUUGAUAUAGUGAAUGAGAGUUUGCUUGAAAUAUAUGAAGGAUCAUCUACCCACUUCCCUAGGCCCUUCUCCUUCAACCUUCGCCUUCAUCCCAUACCAAAGGGUCAUCGUCUUCUUAACGAAGUGUGGGCUCGAGUUAACUCGUAUCUGAGCUUAAUGCCGGAGUUAGAUCAGACAUUAGAUGAUGUUGUGAGACGAGAUUUGGCAAGCAAUGGCUGGAUGAACCUUCAAAGUGAAGAAGAGCAUGUAGCACUUGAACUAGAGGACAUGAUUGUCGAUGAUUUGUUAGAUGAAAUAAUCUUCUCUUGA